AUGGCUUCACAAGCAGCGUCUUUGACUGCAGUGCAGCUCAAAAACCUCCCACGAGCCGAAACCAUCACGGUCCUCUACAAGGAAAAGGACGCCAUCGACGGCGACAACCUGCAAAUAGUGGGAGACAAGUUUCCCAAGAGUAUAGCAACAGCCUUCUCAACGAAGUGGAAAGCCGAGCUCAUUCCUAGUAAUAAGACAAACACUGGCGAGAUCCACAGUGUCAUCGUCGAUUCGAUCGUUGUCACGGGUGGGAGCUAUGGCAUAUGGCGCGACAUCCUCAACUGGAUGCUUGGGAGUUGCCAGGGGUUUGGCUUCGCUCAAACUCCAAGUCAGAGAUUCAAGCCGUAUUCAUUCCAAUUCUUUGUCCGCGAAUGUGCGGUGUCGAUCGGCUGUGACACUCUCCAGGAACGAGCGACCAAGCGGAUGGAGCGCAUCUGUGCGGAGCAGGUGCAUUCCGAGGAUGUUCGUGCCCUGUGGCUCGUCAAUCCUCCAAAUGAAGAGACAAGAACAUUCCUUGUUGAGCAUAUUGCCGUUCGCUUGUGGGAGAAACGACUCAAGGCGAAAAGCGCAUACUGGACCCUCCGAGAGGAAUUCCCUGAUCUGAACGAAAGAAUCGACAGUUUCCUGGCUCAGCUGAAGAAGGACUCUGCUGGCGAUCCUCGUGGGGACAGACGUGGAAGAUCCGAUGUGCAAUGGAUAAAGGACACGACGAAGAAAGACGGUGUGAGGAAAGUUCGAGCGCAGAGACCGCAGGGACCUGCAGAAAAUGGCGGCGAGGGCAAGACGGUUGUCUUGAAGAUGGAGGUGGUGAGGAAGGCAACCAAGAAAAGCCCUGCUUAUGCAAAGCUGGACCUUGCUUCCAUCGGCGUCACCAGAGAGCAAUUCUGUGGAUCGAGAGAAUAG
This is a messenger RNA of Fonsecaea nubica, 903 nucleotides long. RefSeq lists its product as hypothetical. NCBI's taxonomy places the organism in Eukaryota, Fungi, Ascomycota, Eurotiomycetes, Chaetothyriales, Herpotrichiellaceae. The transcript is spliced from 2 exons. The record is from RefSeq and is a predicted model, not a curated record. Bases 1 to 903 code for a protein of 300 amino acids.